AUGAAGUCCUUCUUCGCCACCACCCUCACCCUCCUCACCCUCACCCUCACCUCCGCCCAACGCCACCAAUACCGCAUCGAACCCGCCUCUCUCCCCAACACCGUCCUCACCUCCACAAACACCCAAGACUCCAUCCCCGAGUUCAAGAAAUUCGACGGCACCGUCGACCAAGUCUGGUUCCUCGACAACACCGACGGCGGCUUCACCCUCCAAUCGCUGUACUCGGACUACUACCUCAGCUGCAACCCGGUCGAGCGCGGCCACCCCUGCAAACUCUCCAACACCUCGUCCGUCUUCACAUCCCAGAAAAUCGAGGGCUCGGAGAAUGUGAGGAUUGGGUUUGGCGGGGAGGACAGCGAUCUGGUGCUGACGGUUGAGGCGAAGGGGAAUGCGAAGCCGUAUGCGGGGGUGGAUGCGGAUGUUGGGGGGGAUGAUAUUGCCGUUGUUAGGCAACUUACUAUUACUACUAUUCUAUUAACUAUUAUUCUACUUUUUACACCAACCAACAUACACUCCAUUUACUACGUCUACCACACUUACUACUACAGAAUGACUAUCGAGAUCACCAUGGACCAGCAACUCCAGUUCAGCAUCAGAGAACAGUCAGAGCAGUCAGAGCAGUCCAAGCUCAUGCCCCCUCCCCCCAUCCUCAACAGAAGCAUCACAGGCGACACCGAAAAAGCAACCGACAUCGACUCGGACGAAGAAUACAUCCCACUCCGAUGCGACAAUAGCAUCAAGCGGAAUGCAGAGUUUGGGACGGACUCGAACUGUACCAGAGAAGCUAUACACGCUAUCGAGGAGCUAACCAACGGACUAAAGUUCGACUACCUGAAUGCCGUGGAUGGAUCUGCCGUAGCUCUAAUCCGGAGAGCGAUCGACUCGCUGAAGCUCAUUGGUAGUUGCAACGAGUGCAUCGAGUACUUGGAUUUCCGCGUCGCACUUCGCAAGCUAUGCGACAAGAUCGUCGAGCGUGUUUCAACGCUGUACGAACUCAUCCACGUCAUUGAUAGUGAGUGGGAAGAAAUGCUCACCUUCAACCCCGAUGACUGCGAUCCCGAUGAUCCUGGCGACGAGACCCGAUCUGCUGAAGAAGCGGCGCAAUUCCUGCAGAAGCGAUCUUUCCAGUUCGACGGGGACCCAAUGGGAAAAGCAGAAUAUUUCGGGUUGUUGUACGCGAGGGCGCGAUAUCAGAUUAAUCGGUUCUACGACACCAUCUGGCAUUUGGAUCUGGCGGGUUACCCCGAGCACGAUGGCGAGGAGUGGCAGGCCAUGGAUCGCGAGAUGAAUUCCAAGGCGCAGUUUUUUGAGCAAACCGCAGAGGAACGCCUGGCCUAUGCGAUCGAUUCUGCUUAUUAG
Messenger RNA from Aspergillus wentii DTO 134E9, 1359 nucleotides. RefSeq lists its product as uncharacterized. The transcript has 2 exons. Lineage: Eukaryota; Fungi; Ascomycota; Eurotiomycetes; Eurotiales; Aspergillaceae. The record is from RefSeq and is a predicted model, not a curated record. The coding region runs from base 1 to 1359 and encodes 452 amino acids.